This is a messenger RNA of Trachemys scripta elegans, 1528 nucleotides long. It is a transcript of the gene KCNJ1, whose product is annotated as potassium inwardly rectifying channel subfamily J member 1. The coding region runs from base 9 to 1127 and encodes 372 amino acids. Gene Ontology annotation, cellular component: plasma membrane. The transcript has a single exon. The record is from RefSeq and is a predicted model, not a curated record. Gene Ontology annotation, molecular function: ATP-activated inward rectifier potassium channel activity. NCBI's taxonomy places the organism in Eukaryota, Metazoa, Chordata, Testudines, Emydidae. Gene Ontology annotation, biological process: regulation of monoatomic ion transmembrane transport; potassium ion import across plasma membrane.
UAGAGGGAAUGUUCAAAUACUUCCGGAAGCGCUUUGCCAGCCAUCUGACGGAACGCAGUCGCCGAAGAGCAAGGCUGGUAUCUAAAGAUGGAAGGUGUAACAUAGAGUUUGGGAACGUGGAAGAACAGUCACGGUUUGUCUUCUUGGUUGAUAUAUGGACCACCAUCCUGGACCUAAGAUGGAGAUACAAGAUGACCAUCUUCAUCUCAGCAUUUUUAGGCAGUUGGUUCCUAUUUGGUCUCCUUUGGUACGUUGUGGCAUAUAUACAUAAAGAUCUUCCUGAAUUCAGUCCUUCGAUAAACCACACCCCAUGUGUGGAGAACAUAAACGGCUUGACCUCUGCUUUCCUGUUCUCCCUGGAAACCCAGGUUACCAUUGGCUAUGGCUUCCGGUGUGUCACAGAGCAGUGUGCCACUGCCAUUUUUCUGCUGAUCUUCCAGUCUAUUCUUGGGGUUAUCAUCAACUCUUUCAUGUGCGGUGCUAUCUUGGCCAAGAUUUCGAGGUCCAAGAAACGGGCCAAGACCAUCACCUUCAGCAAGAAUGCUGUCAUUAGCAAACGAGGCGGCAAGCUGUGCCUCCUUAUCCGGGUGGCCAACCUUAGGAAGAGUCUACUGAUUGGGAGCCACAUCUAUGGGAAGCUUCUGAAGACGACCAUCACUCCAGAAGGAGAGACUAUCAUCUUGGACCAGGUCAACAUAGACUUUGUGGUGGAUGCUGGCAAUGAGAACCUCUUCUUCAUCUCCCCCUUAACUAUUUACCACGUCAUUGAUAGGACCAGCCCGUUCUUCCGCAUGUCAGUGGAAACCAUCCUCCAGCAGGAUUUUGAGCUAGUGGUAUUUUUAGAUGGCACAGUGGAAGCCACUAGUGCUACCUGUCAGGUCAGGACAUCCUAUAUCCCAGAGGAGGUACUCUGGGGCUACCGCUUUGCUCCCAUCGUGUCCAAGACCAAGGAAGGGAAGUAUAGAGUAGACUUCCACAACUUCAGCAAGACUGUGGAAGUAGAGACUCCUCACUGUGCCUUUUGCCUCUACAAUGAGAAGGAUGCUAAAGCCAAGGCAAAGAGAGGUUACGACAACCCUGGCUUCAUCCUAUCAGAAGUCAAUGAAACCAGCGACACAAAAAUGUAGCUCUGUAUGCUCAUGGGACUGGGGCAUUUUUUGUCAUAACACAAACUCAAUACGGAGAUGCCCAAUAACCUAGUAGCGCAGAAGAAAAAUGAAUAGGGCUGUUUUGACAUGAAAAUAGCUCCUGAUUUCUCAAAAGAAUUAAAUCAAAUCAGACUACCACACCAGUGAUCUCUGGGAGGCUAUUUAACUGCACUAUAUAUAUAUAUUUUCAUAGAAUGUAUAUUUUUUUAUACCUAUGGGAUGUUCAUUUAAGUUGCUAAAUUGGAAUGUCCGACUCACUCAAUGAAGUUCCCAGAUGCAUUUGAGCCAUAAGCAAGUCUGACAACAUGCCUUAAAAGAAGAGACAUGGGGAGGGCUCCAGAUAUGCUGAAGAGGAGCGGUUCUUGGAUGAAAUGUGAAAA